This is a messenger RNA of Manduca sexta (tobacco hornworm), 311 nucleotides long. Its product is annotated as farnesol dehydrogenase-like. Lineage: Eukaryota; Metazoa; Arthropoda; Insecta; Lepidoptera; Sphingidae. The record is from RefSeq and is a predicted model, not a curated record.
AUUGAUGAAUUAACAAUAACUCCAGUUGGGGGUAAAAGGCUAUAAAAAUACAAAUUAAACGAAACAACUUUAAUACCUAAAUAGAAACAUAUGGCACUGUUAUUCAAGAUCUGGACGCUGAGCUGAAGGUGGAUGAAGCUAAUCCGAGGAGGCUAGUACCGAACUGGAGUAUCGCCCUCAUGAUGUCCAUCUUCAAAGUCCAAAGAGGAGAUGGCGGUGCGGAUGAAGUUGGCUGAAAAUAAAAAAUAUAUUAUUGUCUAUGAUGUAAGCUAUAUGUUUGGGCAGGGAUAUUCAUUAAAAUAAUAUUACGA